Messenger RNA from Corticium candelabrum, 1442 nucleotides. Its product is annotated as splicing regulator SDE2-like. The record is from RefSeq and is a predicted model, not a curated record. The coding region runs from base 11 to 1144 and encodes 377 amino acids. NCBI's taxonomy places the organism in Eukaryota, Metazoa, Porifera, Homoscleromorpha, Homosclerophorida, Plakinidae. The transcript is spliced from 6 exons. Gene Ontology annotation, cellular component: nucleus.
UGUUCCUGACAUGGCCGUGACAGUGUUUGUUCGAACGUUUGAUGGACGUCGGCUACUACUAACGUUUGAUUGUGGUCUUGCGCGUUUUGAAGAUAUACGAAAUGAAGUCUGUAGAAACUCGGGUAUACCUUGUGAAGAGAUAAUACUUUGUCGCAGAGGAAAGUUAUUGCGAGCAAACAGUGUUGUUGAUGACAUGAGUAGUAUUGAUGCUUGUCUUAGUCUUCCUGGUGGUAAAGGAGGAUUUGGAUCAAUGUUAAGAGCACUUGGAGCCCAGAUUGAGCGUACAACUAACAGAGAAGCUUGCAGAGAUCUAAGCGGUCGAAGAAUGAGAGAUGUGAAUGCACAGAAGCAGGUUGCUGAAUGGAUUUCUCAUGAAGCAGAGCGUGAGAAGCAGAAGGCUGAUGUCAAACAAAAGAAGUUGGAACGGCUUCUGGCUGAGCCAAGUCAUAAAUGUGAUGAUCGUAAUUAUACAAAGCAGUUGAAAGAGACAGCAGAGAGAUUAGAGGCUUCUGUGAAGAAAGGCUUGACUUCUGUUACUGAAGCAGGUCCUAGUGGUGUUAAAAGGAGAAUGGCCGAAGGUAAAUCUGCAUCUAUGAACAAGAGAAUGAAAGACUGGUUGGGAGUCGAUGACUUAGAAGACAGUGAUGAAGAGAGCCGUGGUGAGGAUAGUGUCACUGCACCAACACUGACUGGACAGGAACUUGCAGCUACCGGUGCCAGUGAUAUCAGUAGCAUCAGUCGUGCAUUUGAUUGUGAAGUGCUGAAUGAGGACUCUUCUGACGAAGAUCCUCACAGUCAGCCAUGUCCCAACAUCUCCAGUAAAGGCAAUGAGGAAAAUGCUGACCACAACAAUGAAAAGUCAGCAGAUCUGAUCCAGGAGGAUGCAUCAGAUCAAGUCCAAAAUGUUGGAUCACCUUCAGAAGAUGAUCUCCCUAUUGAUCUGAUUGAAUUCUCCUCUGCUAAAGAAUUGGAGAAGGUGGGCCGUCAUCGAAUGAAGGAAGCUCUGAAGUCUUUAGGACUCAAAUGUGGAGGCACUCUGCAGCAACUUGCAGAACGACUAUUUCAAACAAAGGGAGUACCCUUGCAAUCUCUAGAUUCAAGUCUAUAUGUAAAGCCCAAGAAAAGCAAUACUGAUUUGAUAUGAUAGUGUUGUGUAUGGGAGCUACGGUAUGUAAUACAUCUCUACUGCUAUAGUUGGGUAGCAUGCUGUCUUCUGUUUGCUUUGAUUUGGUGUACAGUAUGUGCAAGACAGUAACUAUGACAAUGUGUAAGCCGUGUACAGAACCUUGAAGCUGGAGUAUGCACUAUGCAUAUAAUUGCAAUCGACUGACUUGCAUGUAGAAGUUCUACUGAGAUUUUGAAAGCUGUCAAUGCUUGGCAUGUAGUGAAACCAUCUGGAUUGUAUUACAUUCUCUUGUGUGAACUUGUUUCUGAUCUGUUGU